AUGAAGCGUGGGAAAGCAGGCCUGGCAUGCAGACGAUUUAAGGGUCGACAUACGCAUGACAGUAUUGCAAGUGAGCUGGACAACAUUAACUCAUCCUAUGGCCUAUCCUUCAAAAUCACAGCAACUGUAACGGACAACGGUUCCAAUUUUGUUAAGGCCUUCCAGGUGUACCAGGCGACACCUGAUUCAGACGACUCGGAAGAAGGGGAGGAUGACUCGACUUUUGUUUCCGUUGGGGAUGUGUUGCAGAGCAGUGCUGAUAAUGUUGAUGACGCGAUUUCUUUACCUCCGCAUCAGAGAUGUGCUUCACACACUUUAAACCUCAUCUCUUGCACUGAUGUGGAUAAGUGGCUUUUUUCAAAACCUGAAACGAAAGCUAUCUACAGAAGUGCCACCACAAAAUGUGCAGGGUUGUGGAACAAGGCCAGUCGCUCCACAGUGGCUGCUGAGAUUGUGGACGACAUCAUUGCAAAGAAGCUACUCGUACCUUGCACAACCAGGUGGAACUCGUACUACGAUGCUCUGGAGAGAAUUUCAAAGAUACCAUUGGUGGACCUGAACACCCUCUCUUCCACACUACAGUUGAAAUGUUUCAACGAAAGGGAACAUCAGUGUAUCAGAGAGUACUGUGCUGUCAUGAAUCCACUUAGUGUUGCACUGGACAUUCUUCAGGGAGAAGAGAAUUGUUUUUAUGGAACUCUUCUACCUACACUGGAAUCACUGAUGACCAAGACUCUGGAAGUAAAAAAUGGUCUGCAAAUCCUUGUUGGGCUACCAGAUGCAGUUAUCCAGGCAGUCAAAACAAGGUUUGCACCUGUCCUUGAAUGUGAAGAUGCUUUCCUGGCUGCUGUAACACUACCAAAAUUCAAGGUGCGGUGGUUGCAUGGUCAGGACCGGAAGGACGCUGCAAAGGCAAGUCUGCUGGCAGAAUGUCGAAAACUUCUCCCUGAGCAAGAGCAGCUAAAACCAGGUACAAGCACCACCAACACAACACAGCGCCCAGGUUUUAGCAAAGAGGAUGAGUUCUUCUCUUUUAUGGAGAAUGAGGAGGACACCUAUGCGACUGCUGAAGCUGAGGUAGCAGAGUACCUUAAAUCAGCAGCAACAGGGAUAGACAUUCUGAAUCAAUUUCCAAUGAUAAAGAAACUCUCUCUUAAACUUAAUGCAGCCACUCCCUCCAGUGCCCCAGUAGAAAGGCUCUUUAGCCUGGGAAACCUGAUUCUCUCUCCAAAGAGGAACAGGUUGUCAGAUCAGAAGUUUGAGAAGCUUCUCCUCUUGAGGUACAAUCAUUGGUUUGACAACUAGCAAUGUUGAUUAGCACUGAUAUGAUGUGCUGCUGGGAUGCAUGCUCCACAGGAUGCUCCACAAUGUCAAGCAGGUUAAUAUUUCGAAGUGAAAUUUCCAAAUGUAUGACUUAAGUUAGUAAACCACUUUAUCCACUGUUAUUAAUUUCAUCCGUUGUUUUAUUUCUCAUCCUCAGACUGGAGGAAAUAUAUAUAUUUUUUAACAUUA
Molecule: messenger RNA, 1512 nt
Organism: Melanotaenia boesemani (Boeseman's rainbowfish)
Lineage: Eukaryota; Metazoa; Chordata; Actinopteri; Atheriniformes; Melanotaeniidae
Exons: 2
Coding region: 1-1305 (434 amino acids)
Source: RefSeq, a predicted model, not a curated record